UUCCUGAAGCCAGUUCAGGUGAGCGUGUGUUCUCUCGGUUCCCUUUUUAUAUAAAUGGGGAAGCUCUGUCUCUAUAAAAGUAAUGUAGUCCUUGUCAGGAAAUCCCCCUUUGAUUUUCUUUUUUUUUUUAAACAUUGAAAGGCAGCGAUUGGCUCAGGGCCGGGUCUCAUAGUCAGCUGUAGGCCAGGAAUGUUGCAUCUGAUAUACGUGUUCACUGCCGACCCCAGGAAGGAGGAAGUUGCAGCCGCAAGGCAGGAAAUAAGUCAACGGCCAACUUCAAUGUUUGUGUCCAGACUACUUUAGUUCAGCUUUUAUUCCUUGAAGCUUGCAGCUAGCAGAUAGGCGUGGAGCAGGGGACAACAUUAACUUCCCCCCAUCUCUGUCAUUUUAAGUACUUGUCCCCUCCGCUCAGCAUGCGCCUGGUCUUCCGGAUCAUGUGUUUUACCUAAUGGCUACAAAUAUAAAAAGAUCACAGUCGCUGGCAGUUUCUUUCGAGAGGAGGACCAUCAUGUGUCGGCAAGACGCGAGAAUGAUGGCGUCAGACGAGCCCGGCUGGCCAACUCCCAUGAAAGCCAUCGGGGCCCAGAAUCUACUGACAAUGCCCGGAGGAGUCACGAUCUCAGGAUACCUGCACAAAAAGGGAGGAAAGCAGUUCCAGCUCCUGAAAUGGCCCCUAAGAUUUGUGAUCAUCCACAAGGGUUGUGUUUACUACUUCAAAACCAGCACUUCCGCCACUUCACAAGGAGCCUUCUCGCUUAAUGGCUACAACAGGGUCAUGAGGGCGGCAGAAGAGACUACAUCAAGUAAUGUGUUUCCAUUCAAAAUGGUCCACAUCAGCAAGAAGCAGCGCACAUGGUACUUUUCGGCAGCAUCUGAAGAGGAGAGGAAGAAGUGGAUGCUGUCCUUAAGGAAAGAGAUCGAUUAUUACCAUGAAAAGAAGGAGACAGUGACAGAUUUAAGCGACCCUGACUCUGAUUCUGACAGCUUCUAUGGCUCUGUGGAACGCCCUGUGGAUAUUAAAUACACUCACAAUCUGUCUGAUGAUCAAGACGAAGAUGAUGACGAUGAUGAUGAGGACGACUACGAAAAACUCGAUGGAGCGGAUGAGAAUGCACCAACAUAUCCACCGCCUCCUGUCCCACGGAAUCAGAGAAACGGCAAUGCUUCUGUCAAGCCAAGAGCCAAGUCUGAUGUUGGACUGCCCUAUAAGCCACCGCCUCCUCCGACCCCUCCAUUAACAAAGACGCUGCCUCUUGCUUUUGACCACGAAAGGAAGUUUCCAAGGAAAGAAUCAGCAAGCCAUCUAGGCUUUUCAUGUGGGCCACCACCUCAUAAAAUAGAAGCGUUUACUCCAAAACUUCCUGCUCACAAAAAGACUACAUUUGACCUAACUGAGAAAGAUCCACAUCCGAGGGAAGAUUUAAUUGGCUCGUCAGAUUCUGUUCCAGGUUAUGAUCCCUGUGGGCUUACUAUUAAACCACCUUCAUCAUCACUACAGCUAGCAGUUCGCCGUGUUGAUCCACCUGCCCUGCCUCCUGCUUCUUACCCAAAGAAAAAUGGUUUAAGCUGUAAACCUUUUGCAAAGCCCAGUACACAGAUAAUUUGUAACACUGUGAACAAAGAACUUGCCGACAGAUUUAGAAUGUUACCUGUUUCAUUACCCGUCCCUCCUAAACCUUCUGUAAAACCAAGCUCUUCCUCCAAUGCACCACCACCUCCCCCUCCAGUGAAACCUUCCAUUUCAUCGUCUACUCCUCCAUCUGUUACAAUAGCUUCUCAUAGCCCUCCAGUCCCACCAAUCAAACCCAGAACUCUCACUGUUGAUCAGAAAGUGGAGAGGAUGCCACAGAAGCCAUCCCCUAUACCCCGCCAGCCAGGAAGAAGGUCAGAGAGUGAUAAACCUGAGCCUACACCAAAGCUGAGAUUGCCACCUGAUGGGCAAAGUUUCAGAGGUCUCAGCACAGAGGGUCCUGCUCACCCAAAAAAGCCGAAUAGAAAGUGUAAUAUGAGUGACAGUGAUGAGGACUACGAAAAGGUUCCCUUACCUGUCUCUGUAUUUGUUGAAACCAAUGAUUCUGUGGAAGUGGAAAGAAUAUUCAAAGCUGCAAGCCCGGGCGGAACCCCCCAGAAUGGCUUAUUCUGUAUACGAAAGUCUGCUAAGGCCGGAAAGGUUCUAGUUGUUUGGGAUAGAGCCGUUGAGAAAUCAAGGAACUACAGGAUAUAUCAAAAGGGAUCCAAGUAUUACCUGGAGGCUGACUUGCUUUUCCCAGAUGUUGAGAGCUUGGUGGAACACUACUACACAGACAAAUUACCAGGCCAAGGCACACCACUGGUUCUCCAGCAUGCCUACGGCUGCUCUUUUCCAAGGUGACACAAAGAGAACACGGGAGAGUUCAGUAGUUGAACAGGUUGUUAUACGAGUUGGCACAUAGUCCCCACACUGGAACAGAAGACUAUGGGCACUGGCUAAAGGCUGACCUUUCCCUGUUGAUAAACCAACUCAGGGUGCAGGCGUAUCAUUGACAGAAACUCGUUCUUCAAUAUGGGCUGGACAUCAUAACUGUGAACUACUGACAGAGGCCACCAGAGAAUAGUGGAGACUUCCACUUUUUAACUGUAGAGAGAUCCGCUUUUUAUUUAUUUUGUUCUGAAGAAAUCCAAUCACUUGCUUUCUCUACUAAAAGGACUUAUUUUUAUAACAAAUUAAACUUAAAAAAAACACUUUGUUCUGACACGUCAAGUUGGACAGAUACUGGCAAAAAAAACGGGGCAACAACAUUAAGGCUACUGUGGCUAGAGGAACAGACCACAGUGACUGAGAGAGGGGUGAUGGCUGUGGCACAUUUGGUCAGAGUAAAGGUGGCUAUACACCAUAUGAUCCGCUCAUUUAACAAGGUCGCCAAACAAGCUGAUCUUUCCCCGAUAUGCACCACCAACAGCAGGAGGAUAUAGGGUUAAUCCAAACGGCCGAACGAUCGGAUUACAAGGAAGAGACUGGGCGCCGACUGGAUGAGGACCGCAUCAGAAAUCAACACCUCCCUGAUCAAUCGCUUGGUCAGAUAUCGAUCGGGGAGACCCGUCAGAAGCCUCAUACACUGGCAGAUAAGCUGGCAAAUCGGUCUAAAGGACAGAUAUCGGCACCUUUAUUCUGGCUCCUUUAUGAAGGAGGCUACAUUCUAGUGUUAUAUGACAGUUAGUAAAGAAGUCUGAGGCAAAGACCCCAUAACGUGGGUGAAAGCAUAUACUUAUUAGCUCAAGUGAUCCAUGUCCUAAUAGUAAAGUUCUAGACAAAAUUGAAACGACUGUGACUAGAGUAACAGACCACAGUGACUGUGCGAGAGGGGUGAUGGCUGGGGCACAUAUUCAUCAGCCUGCAGUUCAGGGUAUCCCACUUAUCAAGUCCCAGACAUAAUCUAUUAAAGCAGUUUUAGUGGUUCAUGUAGUGGUUCAUGUCAUAUGUGACCCAGCUAUUCCGAGGGUUCAGAACUCUCAAAACAAUGCAACGUCUCCCCUCUUUUUGCCACUAACCUAUAUCAAAAAUAUUGCAUUAUAAUACUCACUCUUGUACUAUUUAGAAAAUAUUCUUAAAGGGCAUGUAAAGGCAAAAAAAUUAAAUCCCAUUUUUACUCUCUUUAAUGAAAAAGAAACCCAUCUCCAAUAUACUUUAAUUAAAAAA
Xenopus laevis (African clawed frog) is the source of this 3676-nucleotide messenger RNA. RefSeq names its product SH3-domain binding protein 2 S homeolog (gene sh3bp2.S). Bases 449 to 2371 code for a protein of 640 amino acids. Lineage: Eukaryota; Metazoa; Chordata; Amphibia; Anura; Pipidae. The transcript has 13 exons. The record is from RefSeq and is a predicted model, not a curated record.